Molecule: messenger RNA, 1369 nt
Organism: Aspergillus pseudotamarii
Lineage: Eukaryota; Fungi; Ascomycota; Eurotiomycetes; Eurotiales; Aspergillaceae
Product: NAD(P)H-quinone oxidoreductase
Exons: 6
Coding region: 181-1194 (337 amino acids)
Molecular function (GO): oxidoreductase activity
Source: RefSeq, a predicted model, not a curated record
GGAUGCUGUAAACAUAGUUACCCGGACAAACUUACUAAUCAUAAAGUUAAGAUGACAAAUUAAAGGGCACCAAUAGCUAACUAAUAGAAAGACUGCUUCAUUUUGUACUAGACCCAGCUGUCCUCUUUAAAAGACGUGAGCUGGUCAGACGAAACGCCGCGAAAAUAUCUAGCGCAAACCAUGGCGGUCGAAAUGAUGAGAGCAAUCGAUGUGAAAGACGGGAAAGGGAGUGCCGAUGCCUUAUUUAUCAAUAACAUACCGGUUCCUGAACCUGGGGAGGCCCAAGCAUUAGUCAGAAUCAAGGCUUUCGGACUGAACAGGAUGGAUAUAUUGCAGCGUGAGGGUAAAUACCCGGUACCACCCCAAGCGCCUAGUACCAUGGGUGUUGAGUUCUCCGGGACGAUUGAGAAGCUCGGCCAAAACCCCGAGGUUAGCUUCAAGCUUGGAGAUGAAGUGUUUGGGCUAGCUUACGGUGGUGCCUAUGCGGAAUACAUUACUGUUUCAACGCAUAUGUUAAUACACAAGCCCAUGGAGUUAUCGUGGGAGGAGGCAGCUGGGAUUCCUGAAACUUGGAUAACAGCUACUCAAGCCCUAUACUUGAUAGGUGGAUAUAAACCAGGGGAUUCGGUUCUCUGGCAUGCAGGCGCUUCAUCUGUCUCCAUAGCUGGCAUUCAGCUCGCUAAAAGUGACGGCGCAUCUGCCGUGUUCGUGACCGUAGGUUCCCAGGAGAAGAUCGACUUUUGUCUUGAUAAGCUGGGUGUCACUGCCGGAUACAAUUAUAGAACCCAGGAUUGGGCAUCUGAACUAUUAAAGGCAACAGAUGAUCGGGGUGUUGACGUGAUCAUCGAUUUCGUGGGCGCAACACAUUUUCAAGGUAACCUGAAUGUUGCCGCUCAGGAUGCGCGUAUAGUUCAGUUGGGACAAAUGAGUGGUUCAAUCCUCCCUGCAGGCGUCGAUAUCGGCAGCCUCCUGAGAAAGAGGGUAAGGUUGGAAGGUAGUACUCUCCGAAGCCGGGAUGAGGAAUACCAGAAGAAAUUGCGUGAUUUACUGGUCGAGCAUGCACUGCCAAAGUUCCGGGAUGGUACUUUUACAGUCUUCAUCGAGAAGGUUUUACCCUUUCAGGAUAUUGCAGAUGCCCAUAAAUUGCUAGAGAGCAACCGUACUAAGGGCAAAGUGAUCUGUACAAUUGACUAACUUUGUUCUACUGUCAUUAUAUAGGAAGGAAAUCAUACUUGCCUAGUACCUCAGGCACGUAUGUACCUUGUACAGUAGUAAUAGACAGAUACUUGAAAGGCUAAAUGGGCGUAAAAUCCACUUUAUGUCUAAUAUCUUCCCUGCCAUGCUCGACUUUCUGCUAUGUUAUCCCCUC